AAAGGUGUGCCGGGCAGACCUAGCCCAAAAUACUCCAGUGCGAGACCAGGCCGAGCGAAGUCCGGGGUUGGCGUGGCACGCCGCUCCUGCGUACGGAGAAACGCGACCUCGUCGGCUUCCGUUCCUCCCCGUCUUUGCCGCUGCAAGCCUCCCCACUCCGCCACCGCUCACUUCACCGAUCAUUUCCUUCCCAAAACCUCCCGAAGUGACCCCAAAACGGCGCAAAACUGCCGCGCCGGCGCGUGAGCCCGGCACGGUCACCGCACGGCUCUGAGCCCCCGCUUCGGCAAGCGAAUAAAACUUCCAUUUCGCUCGCUUUCCCACCCAAAUCCCCCAAUCCGGGCGCAAAAAUGCCGCCGCUGGCGCCGGCGGACGCGACCCUGAUCCUGGACCACGUCCUGGGCGACCCCUCCGUCCCCGACGCCGCGGCGCACGCGCUCCUCGCGGCGCUCCCCUUCCCCUCGCACCCGACCCCUCGCCUCCGCCGCGCCGUCCUCCUCCGCCGCCUCGCCUCCGACCCGGUCUCCGCCUCCGCGCUCGACUCCCUCCACCUCCUCGCCUCCCUCCCUUCCACCUUCCCUUCCCCCACCACCGCGGCGGCCCACCUCGCGGUCGCCGCCUUCCUCGCCGCGUCCGCGCCUGACUUCGACGCCGCCGCGCGGGCGCUCUUCGCGCGCCCCGACGGCCGAGCCCGCUGCGCGGUAGAUGGAGGGUCACUCACGCUCGCCUCCGACGAGGCCGUCGCCGUGGCGGACCAGUUCGAGGCCGCCGUUGGGAACUCGUUCUCUCAGGUCGUAUUGAGGGGGCUGUGGGGAGACAGGGCCGCGGCGGAGGAGCGGGUGAGGGGGCUCCUCUCCGCGGAGUGGACAGCGAUUGGGCCGUCGCUGCUGGAGGAGGCGGCCGAGCGGAUCGUCGGGAAUGGAGCCGUCGAGACAUGGCGUGCUGCGGAUGAGGGCACCCGCGCCAAGUACCGCGUGCUAGCUGGGGAAGAAAAAACAUGGGAGAUUCUGGACAAACUUGACGGACCUACCUCUCAUGUAAAUCCAAUUUCGACGCCAGAAGUUCAUAAAGUGAUAGAUGCGCUUAAAACAAGUUGUGCUGACCUUCACAGCGUAGUGGAGGAUCCACUUCCAGCUGCAAAGGCAACUGCAGAUGAGGUGUUGGCUACAAGGAUGGAUAAGGCAGUCAACUUAAAUGCUGAAGAAGUAAGUGGUCAGCCAGCUACUUGUGGUGCUGCAGGUUCAAGUGCUCUUAAUGACAAAGAUAAGGGUCCGAGUAAAGGCACACCUCACAGCCUUAUGGAUUGGAACCCGACGGCACGGACCUUUCAGUGGGAGGAGUCACCUGAUCCUGAGGGUUCAGAACCACGGUUGCGUAGACUGCACUUGUCUAGCCCAAGGAGAAUGCCAGUUUCUCCUUUGCAACUGGCAGAAAACAAAAAUAAGCGUAGAAAGGCAAGGAAGUGGAGCAUUUUAGAAGAAGAAACAUUAAGAAAGGGUGUUGAACAGUAUGGUAGCGGCAACUGGAAGGAUAUUUUAACUAACAAUCCCGAUGUUUUUAUCGGCAGAACACCGGUGGACCUGAAGGAUAAGUGGAGGAACAUGAUGAGGUAAUGGAGAAGCAUGUAGGUGGACAAGUUACUGGAGCCCCUGCCCUUUUGGGGCUGAAGUAACCUUUAGGCUUUAUGGCACAUUCUGGUUGUUUGCUAUGUUGAAGUAGCAAACCUUUGAGCACUAUUGUUGGGAUGCAUUGUGUGUAGGCACCAACGUAGACCCAGUAGACUCCAUCAGAAUCUCCAGUUGCGCUGAUCUAGUCCUGACCACAAAUGCUUACCGUGUAGUGUUUUCACCGCAGAAAAAUGUGUUGAUAUCUAUUCUGUAUCUGUGGACAUGCAUGCUAGUUGCCAGCACGGUUCAACGCUUGCUUGGUUGCCUGCGUCUGUUCUGUUA
Phragmites australis (common reed) is the source of this 1949-nucleotide messenger RNA. RefSeq lists its product as uncharacterized. The record is from RefSeq and is a predicted model, not a curated record. The coding region runs from base 351 to 1613 and encodes 420 amino acids. NCBI's taxonomy places the organism in Eukaryota, Viridiplantae, Streptophyta, Magnoliopsida, Poales, Poaceae. The transcript is spliced from 5 exons.